UGGUCAUGAACUGUUGCCGUUGUCGACCAAGGAGGUUAUUCCUGUGCGGGACCCGACGUUUAUUCUCAGCACUCCUCACUAUUUUUCACACGUGUUGCUUGCGGGGGAGAAUCCAAAGUUUGGGUUGGUGAUCCCCCUCGCGCGCGAUGUGCCGUUGAACCCCGAGUUUUCCUUGCACCGGGAUACGAGCUCGGUCACUGCUCCCCAACAAAAACCAGCCACAGCAGGGGGUGGAGCGGGUACGACGGAUGUACCGGCUCAGCCAGCAAAGAAACACAAGAUUAAUCGGUUUAUAUGGCUGGCGCGCGUCGAGUGUGCGCGGUGGGGUACUGAAUGGUUUAUUGAGGCCGAGGGUACCAAGGAAGGCCGCGAGUUUAUCGAGCAUGCGCUUCAAGACUCGAGGAAUGGGAUCGAACGGACUUGGGAGGUUCUUUUGCUCUCUGGAGGACUCUUUUUCUACGGACUAAAUCACGCUUCAUCCUUUUUGCAUUGCAUCAUACACAAAUCCAGCAUGCUGGAUAGUAGUAUUCGGAUAGCUCUUCUUUCCGAUGGCUAUCCCAUACCUCCGCGUACGCAAUUGGCAUAUAGGGUGGUAAACCUUCGACCCAGCAUCCACUCGACAUUCUUGGACCCUAGUGGACUGACCUUGCUUGUUUACCCCUUUAAAAAAAUCUUGGUUAAAAUUAUGGAUCCUCUUCAGGCUGCACUUUCGUCUUCUUUUACCGCACAAAACGUACCCAAGGCGUCACCUAGUACGACUUCUCCAACGUCGGGGUCGCAGGCGAACCCUGUCAAGGAUGGUGGGGCUGCCGCGACGUCUCGCGGCCACACCAGCGCUCGGUCGAUCGAGGGAGUUGUGUUGUUCUUCUCGGUCGUACCAUGCCACUCCGUGUUGGAAGAGGAGCGUCGAGCUGCAAUGGACGACUCGUGGAAACAUGCGUAUGACGAGCGGCUAAAGGAGUGGAAAGCGGAUAAUGCUGCGCGAAGGGAACAGAGCGAGAAGACGCGCGGGGAGUGGGAGAAGCGGAGGAGUCAGGAUCUCGAGGCGAGCUAUUCGAUGCCACCGAGUGCUGCUCAUUCGAGUAUGGCGAGUAGUUUUGUGGAUGCGAGGGAUUUGGUGGCGGGUGAGGGUGAGGGUGGACAUGGCACUCGAGCUCUAGAC
Molecule: messenger RNA, 1162 nt
Organism: Acaulospora colombiana
Lineage: Eukaryota; Fungi; Glomeromycota; Glomeromycetes; Diversisporales; Acaulosporaceae
Source: the annotation of a GenBank genome assembly